Messenger RNA from Mus musculus (house mouse), 1193 nucleotides. It is a transcript of the gene Pet100, whose product is annotated as PET100 homolog. The coding region runs from base 35 to 265 and encodes 76 amino acids. Gene Ontology annotation, biological process: mitochondrial respiratory chain complex IV assembly; protein folding. Lineage: Eukaryota; Metazoa; Chordata; Mammalia; Rodentia; Muridae. The record is from RefSeq and is marked validated. Gene Ontology annotation, cellular component: mitochondrial inner membrane; membrane; mitochondrion. The transcript has 4 exons.
GGGCGGAAGUGGCUUCGUAAAACCGAAGAGCGAGAUGGGGGUGAAGCUGGAGGUGUUUCGGAUGUCCCUCUACCUCACUUUCCCCGUGGUUAUGUUCUGGAUCUCCAAUCAGGCUGAGUGGUUUGAGGACUAUGUUGUCCAGCGUAAGAGGGAGCUGUGGCCAAGAGAGAAGGAGGGUCAGCGCCAGGAGCUAGAAGAAUUUAAGCAGAAGAUCCGGAAGCAGAAAGAAGAGAGACUUCUUCAAGCUGCCCAGCAGAGCUCCUGAGACCUUCAGUUCCUCAAGUCCCAGCUCCCUUCCCCACCACAGAAAAUAACACACACUCAACUCUUUGUUGCUAGUGCCAAGUGUUUUAUUGUUUUCAGGGGCCAGUGGGAGGCCCAGGAUGGCUAGAACUCUCAAGGAGCUUGUGUCUGGGGCUGGGGGCUGCUGUUCCUGCGGAAGCUGAGUGCAGCAGGAUCCUGAGGGGUGAGCAGGGGUUGAGGGCUGAGGGUCCCAGGUCGUUUCUGCAUUCCAUCCUGGGGAUGAAGAAGGGUCAGACGGAGGGAGGGGACCAAGGAAAGUGCAAGUCAGAAGUGCCUCCAAACAAUGUUUUUUUUUCGUCUGCUAAUUAGGGUGGUGGUAUUUGGUCAGACAUUGGCCUGUUAGUGUAUACCUGUAAUCCCAGUACUCAAGAAACAGGCAGGAGGAUUAUUUUGAGUUCAAAGCUAAAUACUAAAACAAACAAACAAACAGUUGAGUUGAGAAGAUAGCUCAGUCAUUGAAAUCCUUGCUAUGCUCAUUUGAAGACCUGAGUUUAAGCCAGGUGUGGGUUUAUGCACUUGUAAUCUCAGUGCUUAAGAGUCAGGAGGAUCCCAAGGGCUUCCUAGCUAGAGAGCCUGAUCUACCUGGAGUUCCAGGGCACUGAAAGCUCCCAGGGCAGGAGAUUGACUUCUGGCCUCCACCUGCGUGUGCACACGUGUGCCCGGAGCUCUAAACAUGUAUGCUAAUGUACACAGACAUAGGGCUGGGGCUGGAGCUCAGUUGAUAGAGACUGCAUCAAAGCCCUGGGUUCUAUCCCUACCCACAUACAUCACUCAUGGUGACUCACACCUGUUAUCCCAGAACCCAGGAUGCACAUGUAGGAGAACAUGCCAGCCAGAGCUACAUGAAACCCUGUCUCAAAAACAAUAAAGCAAAACACUCCCAAACAGAA